AUUUAAUUAUUUGUUAAUGGUUGUUUUACGUAAAAACUGCUGUAUAUAAGAUGUAAUGUGUUAAAUUAACUUUAAAGAAGAUUGGGAAUUUCUCUUGAUUGUUUAAAAAUUAAGUUUAUCACAGUUGUUUUAACCUUUUUGGCUAUUCAGACAAAUACUGAAGUCAUUUUAAGGAGUUGUGGGUUCUUUUGUGGCUCUCAGACAGUCAAAAAAAGUAAAAACUGGAUAAUGCAUAGAAGUUAUCACUAAGGCUGCAUUCUAUUAAAACUCUUGUGCUCUGAUGCCCAUAGAAAUAGUUAUGUGAAAUCAAGAUAGGCUGAUUUUCUGCCAAAACUUAAAUAUAAGGGAAAAAAGCUGUUUCCCAUCUAUUGAAUAUUUUUGGUGGGAGAAUUGGGGGUGGGCAGAGGGGAAUACUUAUCUUCUCUUUGAAAGGCAUUUCCUUCCUCCCUCCCAGGGCUGGGGCCAAGAGCAUUUUGGCUGACUCAGAUUGUGCAGUUUCAUAGCUGUGGGUGUUACUCUCCUUUACCCAGUGGGGUUGCAGCAUCUCAGGGGAGCUGUAGUCUCUAAUAUUUGAUGAAGUUGACCUGUCAGAUGCCAGUGUAGCUGAAUCAAGCACAAAAAAUGUCAACAACAGCUUCACGAUAAUCACUCCAUUUAGGAGGCUAAUAUUGUGUGCUGAGAACAGAAAAGAAAUGGAGGACUGGAUAAGCUCUCUGAAGUCCGUUCAGUCCAGAGAACACUAUGAGACCGCACAGUUUAAUGUGGAACAUUUCUCAGGGAUGCAUAACUGGUACGCCUGCUCCCACGCCCGCCCUACCUUCUGUAACGUGUGCAGAGAGAGCCUCUCUGGAGUCACUUCUCACGGCCUGUCCUGUGAAGUGUGUAAGUUUAAAGCACAUAAAAGAUGUGCUGUCCGAGCAACAAAUAACUGCAAAUGGACUACAUUAGCCUCAAUUGGAAAAGACAUCAUUGAAGAUGAAGAUGGUAUAGCUAUGCCUCACCAGUGGUUAGAGGGAAACCUGCCCGUCAGUGCCAAAUGCGCAGUCUGUGACAAGACUUGUGGCAGUGUUCUACGCCUGCAGGAUUGGAAGUGCCUUUGGUGUAAAGCUAUGGUUCACACGGCCUGUAAAGAUCUGUACCCUCGUAAAUGCCCACUUGGCCAAUGUAAGGUAUCGAUCAUCCCUCCAACAGCACUAAACAGUAUAGACUCUGAUGGUUUCUGGAAAGCCACAUGCCCGCCAUCCUGUGCCAGUCCUCUUUUAGUUUUUGUUAACUCAAAGAGUGGAGACAAUCAGGGAGUAAAGUUUCUUCGUCGAUUCAAACAGUCGUUAAAUCCAGCUCAGGUCUUCGAUUUAAUGAAUGGAGGACCUCACUUAGGUUUGCGGUUAUUUCAGAAGUUUGACAACUUCAGGAUUCUCGUGUGUGGUGGAGAUGGAAGUGUGGGUUGGGUCUUGUCAGAAAUUGAUAAGCUCAGCUUGCACAAGCAGUGUCAGUUAGGAGUGUUACCCCUUGGUACUGGAAAUGACCUUGCUCGUGUCCUUGGCUGGGGAGGAUCCUGUGAUGAUGAUACGCAACUUCCUCAGAUUUUGGAAAAACUAGAACGAGCCAGCACGAAAAUGCUAGACAGGUGGAGUAUAAUGUCAUAUGAACUGAAAUUACCAGCAAAGCCUUCUAUUCUUCCUGUGACUGCAGAAGAGGCAGAGGAGUGCCAGAUAUCCGCUUAUGAAGAUUCUGUGGCUGCUCAUCUUGCAAAAAUUCUCAAUUCUGAUCAGCAUUCAGUUGUCAUAUCAUCUGCCAAAAUAUUGUGUGAAACUGUAAAGGACUUUGUUGCCAAAAUAGGGAAGACUUACGAAAAACCAAUGGAAAAUGCAGAGGAAGCUGAUGCCAUGGCCAUUAAAUGCUCAGAGUUAAAUGAAAAGCUGGACCUAUUGCUCCAGGCUCUCCAUACAGAAGCCCAGGCUGCUCCCAUUCUCCCAGGCAUUGCUCCCCCCAUUGUAGAAGAAGAACCAGAGGAGUUCUCAAGUGAAGAAUCCUUGUCUGAAAGUAAAGAGCAAUUAGCAGAAUGUGUCUCAAAGUCUUCCCAGAAGCUCUUCAAACCAAGGGAACAGUUAAUGCUCCGAGCAAACAGCUUGAAGAAGGCUGUGAGGCAGAUCAUUGAACAAGCAGAAAAAGUUGUGGAUGAGCAGAAUGCUCAUAGUGAAGAACAAGUGAACCAGUCUCCAGUAGAAUACAGCAAAGAAUUGUAUGAAUCCAAAGAAGAAGAAAAAGAGGAAGAUACAAAGGAACUUGAGUCUCCAUCAACUAAAACUGCACCAAGAUCUCCUGAUAGACGUACGAGCCGAGGUAUCCAUUCUCAGACAGGUUCUUUCUCUGCUCCGGCUUUGGCAGCAAGCAAGGAAAACCUCCCAGUACUUAACACAAGGAUUAUCUGCCCAGGUUUAAGGGCUGGUCUAGCUGCUUCCAUUGCAGGAAGUUCAAUUAUUAGCAAAAUGUUGCUAGCAAACAUCGAUCCAUUUGGUGCUACGCCGUUUAUUGACCCGGAUCCAGAUUCCUUGGAGGGAUAUUCAGAAAAAUGUGUCAUGAACAACUACUUUGGAAUUGGGUUAGAUGCAAAAAUUUCACUAGAAUUUAAUAACAAGCGAGAAGAGCACCCUGAAAAAUGCAGAAGUCGGACAAAAAACAUGAUGUGGUAUGGAGUUCUUGGCACAAAAGAGCUACUACAGAGAACUUACAAGAACUUAGAACAAAAAGUUCAACUUGAGUGUGACGGACAGUACAUCCCCCUUCCAAGCCUGCAGGGCAUAGCUGUGCUGAACAUUCCCAGCUAUGCUGGUGGGACUAAUUUCUGGGGUGGAACCAAAGAAGAUGAUAUAUUUGGAGCUCCAUCGUUUGAUGAUAAAAUCUUAGAAGUUGUUGCUGUAUUUGGCAGCAUGCAGAUGGCAGUGUCCAGAGUCAUCAAACUGCAGCACCACAGGAUAGCUCAGUGCCGGUCAGUAAAGAUCACCAUACUUGGUGACGAAGGGGUUCCAGUGCAAGUCGAUGGAGAGGCAUGGAUCCAGCCCCCGGGAGUUAUUAAGAUCAUACAUAAAAACAGAGCUCAGAUGCUANCAGGAGACAGAGCCUUUGAAAACACCCUGAAGUCUUGGGAGGACAAACAGAAGUAUGAUUCCUGCAAACCUGUCAUUCGAUCUCCCUUGUACCCUCAGCAAGCUGUUGAGUUGGCUACAGAGGAAGAAGUUGCACAGAUCCAGUUGUGCUCACAAGCUGCAGAAGAACUUAUUACCAGGAUCUGUGAAGCAGCAAAAGUACAUGGCCUCUUGGAGCAGGAGCUUGCUCAUGCUGUUAAUGCAUGUUCACAUGCAUUAAAUAAAGCCAACCCAAGGUUCCCCGAGAGCCUCACCAGAAACACUGCCAUGGAGAUAGCUGUCAAUGUGAAGGCUUUACACAACGAAACAGAAUCUCUGCUAGUAGGAAGAGUUCCUUUGCAGUUAGAAGCUCCCCAUGAAGAACUGUUGUCUGAUGCUUUGCACAGUGUGGAAGUAGAAUUGAGAAAACUUGCUGAGAUUCCUUGGCUUUAUUAUGUUUUUCAACCAAAUGAUGAUGAGGAUCCCCCUCUGGAUUUUGCUAAAAGAAACAAUAGAAGUACAGUGUUUCGUAUAGUGCCAAAGUUUAAAAAAGAAAAAAUUCAGAAGCAUAAGACCAGCCCUCAGCCUGGACCUGGGGAUAACGAAAGUGGGUCAUAUGAAGCGAAUUCUCCAGGGAAUUAAAGAGCUCAGCAAGAACACCCCUUUGUCUGAAGUGUAAUUAUGCUGGUGCUUUUCUUAAAGAGAGAGGAGAAAGUUGCUGGAGAAGCAAAGCUGUUGCAGGCACUUGGCUGUCCUUGUUGUUUACUCUAUGGAAGAAUAAGCACUGGUGUUUGUACAGGCUAGCAUCUCUGAAUUCUUGUGUGGUGAAGAACUUGCAGCAAGAGUAUGAAAGGAUUUGUGCCAAAACAAAAAGGAAAAGGUGAUAUGUUCUGCGAAGACGUUUUCUUGGCGUGCAGAUUGGCCAGUUUGGAUAAGCCCAGUUUGGUAAAUGGAUUGGUUGAUGUUGAACUGCACUGACUGGAAAAUAUAAUCAAGAAAUGAUUGCUUUGCUUAAAUGCAGCUCAGUAUGCCUCUCUUUAUGCUGCAGCAAGAUGCCACUGUACAGCAUGAGGUCGUCUGGUUAUCCCUCUGAGGCGUAGCUCUGUGAACCUCCUGUGCAGGAAGACCGGGAAGGUUCCAACGUGAGCCUGGCAGUGCCGCAGCUCCUGUGCCUGGAUAAGUUCCCAGCUUCUGGCAAGAUGAGACUUCCAUGUCUCUCCAUGGUUUCUGUUCAGAAGAGCUGGAUGGGCAGGCCAGGAAAGUUGUAGGGUGCUCAAGGAGAGCAAGAUUGACCAAGGCUUCAGGCUCCAAAGCCUAGCAUAGCCAUGGUGGACUAAAAUCCUUUAAGUUAUAUGUUUGCAAUGCCUGCUGGAAGCUUUAUCUAACAAUUAGCACCAGCUACCAGAAUGCCCUUGGAAAGAAAACUGUUUUGGCUAACUCUACCAGCUGUGUAAGACAUUGAAAAUACUGAACAUUAUGGUAGCAAUGAAUAGGACAAGAAUCAAAGUAGCCAAUGAAUAUUUUACUCUGUGGAACAAAUACUUUGGAAAAAUAUUGUUUGUAAUAUUAUUCAAAGACUAGUGUUAGGAUUGAAAAAAGCUACUGAAUAUAAAAGCAAUGUGGUACAAAAUUUAAAGUAAUUUGCAACUAAUUCUUUUUCCAAGUUCAUUGGAAACAACUGUUUGAGGGAGCUGUGUUUGAUCCAGGUAUAGCUAGACAAGAGCAUGUGAACUCGAAGGUGGAAACAGGAAAAAAUGGACUAAAAGUAAAAUUGGAUGGUUUGUUUUCAUUAUGGAAACUGUGUGUAAAGCCAAAAAUAAAAUCUCCACAGUACCCCGAAUCCCUUCUGUAACUUUUUAGAGGGAAUUAACAUUUUAAGUCCCAGGUUUUUUAAACUAAAGCAUUAAUUGGACAAAAAUAGUGACAUUGCCAUUAAUGGGGUAAGAGUUAGAGACAUAACUAUGUUUUUCUCCUGGUGUUAGUUGAAGUAAGCUCUGUCUGGGACUAAUUCUCUUUGCAGUCACAGUCAAUUAUUUUGUGAAUUGGGAGAUUGAGGAAAACCAUUCAAAGCUGCUUGGUCUUGUUUUUCAGGGAUGGGGAGAGCACAUGUGCUGAAAAGUAGGGCCUGGAGGCUUUUAAUGAGAAUUUCAAGCAUAUAAGAUUUUCUAGUUGGAUGAUUUAGGAAGGUUUACAAGGAGCACACAGGCAUGCACAUACUCACUGUGAAAGUUCCUAGUAGCACUGUCCUCUCACAAGAUGCUAUGGCUAUACAUUGAAACAGGCAUUUGGACUGUGCUUAGCCAUGUUCCAGAGGAUUUUCUACAGGCAUCUGUCAUUUGUGGUGUGUGUACUUUCUGUCUUGGUUUUCUCUCUCUAAAUCAGGUACCUUGAAAAAUGGAGUUGUCCAUAUAUGACAAAAAUUACCAUUUUUCCCCACUUAAGGAGCACAGGUUGUGAACCUGUCUUGAAAUAAUUUGUUUCAUUAGCCAACUUUUUAUAUUAUAUCCUUUGAAUCCUAAAAGAGCUGAAACUAUGGCACCUCCCUAGAGCUGCCAGUUAUGUUAGGAAUUUUAUAUGCUUUUAUGUUGAUGGUGUCAUCAAAGGGCAAGGUGAUAUUCACAGUGGCAGAUGAGACAUGCAAUAGAUGGGCUUUGUACAUAAAGAGUACAAGCUGUUGGGGUGCUCCUGAAAGGUGAAGGGGGCCUGAUCUCUGCACCUUCCCUCUGGCUCUUCUUGGUUGCUGUCAUCACACACAAAUAAUUUAAUGUCAUAUAAUAUUAGCAACUUCUUGUCUUAAUUCAUGGUGAUGGCAAACUUAUCAGUCACUAUUAACGAAAAUUCUCACUGUCACAUCUGUCUGUCUAGAGCAGGUAUCCUCAAAUGUUGAGCACUGUGGGAUUGCAUUAAUGUAUUUUUAAUGUAUGUUCUGGCAUUUAAGAAAGGUAAAUUUCAACUAAAGGUAUCUGUGAAGGUUCUGAGAGGAUCCCAGCCCAGCGUGGUUUCUGUCAUUAGCCAGGCUUGUAACUUCCACUGGUAUUCCAGUCAAGUGCAGCUGUUAGUUAAUUCUGUAGUAACAUCCACCUACAUGUGUGAGUGGAUGCAUGAAGUACACAUGGAAGCAUUGCAGACAUGUGACACUGUCCAGUUCUCUGCAUAACUCAUAUAUUUGGGUCUAAAUGGCAGUUUGUAGCAAAGAGCUGAAACGCAUGAUUUCCACCCAAUCCAAACUUAUAUUCAAUUGAAAAUGAAAACAUCUAACAUGAUUUGCAGAGGUUUUGGUUAAAAACUGGUGUGAACUCAGUAGUUUCUGCCCUUUGUUUCCCCUUCUUCCUGUUCAUUCAACAAGAAAGUCCAUCAUCUUUGCAAUCAUAUAGAUCUUUUGGGACUUAGGCAUAUGCUGUGCUUUAAACAGUACUUUAGGCCCCUUGGAGAUUGUUCUUGUAUUUCGCUUAGAGCAUUUACAUGUAAGCCUACAGAUGAUUUUCUUGGAGAGAAAUUGCUCCUCACGUAAAAGUGAUCCUCAAAUUGAUCAUGGGUAGGCUUUUACAUGCCAUACCUAUGAAUGUCAUUCUCUUGCCAGUAUUUGUGUGGAUGUGUGUAGUACCUAGUUCAUAGUGUGUAUGUGAGAGCAUACCUGUACAUAGAGAUGUAUAUACAUACAUACCCUGGUUUUGCCCAAUAUAAUGAUGCCAACUUGUGUGUAGAGCCAAAAAAACUUAAAACUAUACAGUGCUUGAGAUGCUGCAUUGUUUUUAUUAUAGUAUUUUUUAUAUCAGAUGAAUUGCAGGAUGUUUACAGAUGCUUAUUAAUAUUUAACUUAUACAAUGGGGUGGCAGGAUGUUUAUGAUUGUUGUCAGCUAAAGAACUGUAUAUGAUUCUGGGUAGAAUUUUGGCUUUUUUGAAAUCCUUGGCAAAACUCCCAUUGAUCUCACUGGGGCCAAGAUUAAACCCCCCUGAAUCUAUUGUUUACUGGCUAUUUUCCUACUGUGAUAAUUUUUUAAAUGAGUGAAAUGUAUUUAUUUUUUCCCAAUGUGAAAUCUGCAGUUUCUAUUUGGAUUUUUCUACAGAACCUGCAAACUACAACACAGGUGGGAAUAUAUGCCUCAGAGAAUGUACAGAAUUUUUCAUUGAUCUGGUCCUUGAAUAUGCCUAAGAAAAUACCUUCUAAAAUAAGUUUUGUAAGAUUUAAUACAGAAUCAUCUAACAAGAGAUCACCUUUCAUGCCUCUCUCCUCAGAGGGAAUGCAAUGUGGCAGGUGAAUGUGAAGAAUUAUUGAUAAAUGAAAAGUAGUCCUGUCUGUUUUCUGUACAUACUGGUCUCAUGCAGCUCACCUGUCUCUGCAGAUCUGGUAUGAGACACUUGAAGUACCUUAUCCAAAAGUACCUUAUUGAGGAAAAAAUGUUACCUAGCAAGUAUGUGGCUUUAAGCUUCUCAUCAAGACAUGGAGGUAUCUUCAGAGCCAGUGUGUUGAAUGACUUUUAAUAUUCCAUGGAUCAAUUAAAAUUAUGAAAAUGUUAAGUGGUAAGGCAAGUCAGACAACUGCUUGAUAUUAGAGAAAUCACUUGUCUAGAGGCAGAAGGAUCAGUUCUUUAAUAGCACAAGGGAGGAAAAAUACCAUAAUGCAGCGCUUCCUAAAUCCCUUUCCAGGGUAACUUCUCAUUAUGUAUGCUCAAAGUGUAUUCUUCCUGUAAAAAACAUAUGGCUGUGAAACAGCUAAAUAGAUGUAUCCUAAUUUAUUCAUCUAAGGCUAAAAUACCA
Sturnus vulgaris (Common starling) is the source of this 7883-nucleotide messenger RNA. NCBI's taxonomy places the organism in Eukaryota, Metazoa, Chordata, Aves, Passeriformes, Sturnidae. The record is from RefSeq and is a predicted model, not a curated record.